AUGGAUGUGAUUGGACCGAUAGAACCAAAAGCAUCGAGUGGUCAUAGGUUCAUUUUGGUGGCCAUUGAUUAUUUUACAAAGUGGGUGGAAGCAGUAACUUUCAUCUACUUAAUGCAAGAGGUAUGCUACCAAUUUAAGAUUGAGCAUCGAAAUUCAACUCCGUAUCGCCCAAAGGCAAAGGGGGAUGUAGAAGCUGCUAACAAAAAUAUAAAAAAGAUACUUUAUAAGAUGGUGCAAAGUUCUCUACAAUGGCAUGAAAAUUUUCCUUUUGCUUUGUUGGGUUAUCGCACUACAGUCCGUACUUCAGUGGGCGCUACCCCAUAUUCACUGGUUUACGGGACUAAGGCAGUUAUACCUGCAGAGAUUGAGAUACCAUCUUUACGAAUUGUUUUAGAGGCUGAAAUUGAUGAUGAUGAGUGGAUCAAAACUCGGUUAGAGCAAUUAAGUUUGAUUGAUGAUAAGCAUCUGACAUCACUACUAAGAUCUUUCAGUUCACCUGGUUCUCUAUUGCCUACCCAUGGAUUCAACAACAAUUCGAAAGGUUGCUCCAGAGUGCCCUCCUGGGCUGCAAUCCAGAAGAACAAUCACCCUAGUUGGUAUUGUUCUGUAGGAAUGGGAAUGGAUUCCGAAAUUCCUUUUAGAUCUAUGGAUGACUAA
Messenger RNA from Solanum pennellii, 657 nucleotides. RefSeq lists its product as uncharacterized. Gene Ontology annotation, biological process: DNA integration. The coding region runs from base 1 to 657 and encodes 218 amino acids. NCBI's taxonomy places the organism in Eukaryota, Viridiplantae, Streptophyta, Magnoliopsida, Solanales, Solanaceae. The transcript is spliced from 3 exons. Gene Ontology annotation, molecular function: nucleic acid binding. The record is from RefSeq and is a predicted model, not a curated record.